Messenger RNA from Dicentrarchus labrax (European seabass), 5741 nucleotides. It is a transcript of the gene arhgef7b, whose product is annotated as Rho guanine nucleotide exchange factor (GEF) 7b. Gene Ontology annotation, biological process: intracellular signal transduction. The transcript has 23 exons. The record is from RefSeq and is a predicted model, not a curated record. Bases 297 to 2858 code for a protein of 853 amino acids. Lineage: Eukaryota; Metazoa; Chordata; Actinopteri; Moronidae. Gene Ontology annotation, molecular function: protein binding; guanyl-nucleotide exchange factor activity.
CCGCGUCACUGCAUCUCACAUGCAAUGGCACACACCCGCCAUCAAACCACAACCCACCCACUGAGCAAAAGGGGCAAGGCCUACAUUACACUCAAUUCCUCUUCCAGAAGUUUUGAUGAGCAAAAGCACAGUACAGCCUGUGUGAUCCAACCAGCGCGUGCUGGUUGUAGUGUUCAAACAAGGCGGGGCUGACUCUCCUGCCUCAUUGUGGACGGACCACAAGUAGGACAGCCGGACACCGAGGAGCGCCGCUGCCGCUGCUGCUGCUGCUGUUUUAUGACAUUAGAGAGCCAGGCAUGAAUUCGGCCGAGCAGACGGUAACGUGGCUCAUAACGCUCGGGGUCCUGGAGUCUCCCAAGAAAAGCAUCUCGGAUCCUGAGGCUUUUCUCCAGACAUCUCUGCAGGAUGGAGCGGUGCUGUGCAAGCUGCUGGAGCGACUCAGACCCGGGACGGUGGACAAAUUUUUCCAGGAACCGAGGAGCGACAGCGAGUGUCAGAGGAACAUUACCGAGUUCAUUAAAGGCUGCGGGGCUUUCGGUGUGGAGCCUUUUGAGGUCAAUGACCUCCUGCAGGGACUGAACUUCUCCAAGGUCCUAAACUCCUUGGUUGCCCUUAACAAAGCUACUGAAGAUUUAGGUGUUUCUGAAGACAGUGUGUGUGUGCCGCACUCCUCAACAUUGAGGAUCAAGUCGUUUGACUCUCUGAACACUCAGAGUCGCUCCUCUAAACUGCUGCAGCCUCAGUACCGCAGCCUGGACAUGUCAGAGGGCAGUGGGUUUGGCCACUUUCUGGUCAAGGCGCGCUUUCCCUUCCAGCAGACCAAUGAGGAUGAACUCUCUUUCUCCAAGGGCGACAUCAUCAGCGUGAGCCGGCAGGAGGACGGGGGCUGGUGGGAAGGCUCAUUGAACGGCAAAUCCGGGUGGUUCCCAAGUAACUAUGUGCGGGAGCUGAAAGGAAGCGACAAGACAUCAGACAAGCCAAAGUCUGGGACAGUGAAAAGCCCUCCCAAAGGUUUCGACACCACUAUCAUCAGCAAGACAUACUACAAUGUGGUCCUACAAAACAUCCUGGAAGCAGAGAGUGAAUAUUCGAGGGAGCUACAGAGUCUCCUGGGCUCGUACCUUCGCUCACUUCACCCCACAGACAGACUCAGCAGUGUUGACAUCAGUCACAUUCAGGGAAAUCUGGAAGAGAUCUCAACCUUCCAGCAGAUGUUGGUUCAGUCCUUGGAGGAGCAUACAAAACUCCCAGAGAGCCAGCAGAGGAUCGGGGGGUUCUUCCUGAGUCUGAUGCCCCAGAUGAAGAUCAUCUAUGUGGCCUACUGCUCCACCCACCCGUCUGCUGUGAAUGUACUCACACAACACAGUGAGGAACUGGGGGAGUACAUGGAGUCAAAGGGGGCGUCCACUCCUGGGAUCCUGACUUUGACCACUAGUCUGAGUAAACCCUUCACCAGACUGGAGAGAUACCCAACACUGCUGAAGGAACUGGACAGACACAUGGAGGACCAACAUCCUGACAGGCCUGACCUCCUUGCUUGCAUGGCGGCCUUUAAAAGCUUUGCAGCUCAAUGUCUGGAGGUGAGGAAGAAGAAGGACCUGGAGUUGCAGAUUUUAACAGAGCCAAUCAGGAAUUGGGAAGGGGAUGACAUCAGAACCCUUGGCCCUGUUCUCCACAUGUCCCAAGCCACAGUCCACACUCAGAGCUGUCAGGAGUUUAAUGAACGCUACCUCGUCCUCUUCCCUCACACUCUGCUCAUGCUCUCUGCCAGUCUGAGGAUGAGUGGAUUCAUCUAUCAGGGGAGGAUGCCGCUGACAGGAAUGCUCAUCUCCAGAAUAGAAGACGGAGAAAACCUGAAGAACGCUUUUGAAAUAUCUGGUGGCCAGGGUGAACGGAUGCAGGUGGCAUGUAACAGUCAGCAAGAUCUACAGGACUGGCUGGACCUCCUCACCAAACACACACACACUUCAGCCGCGAACACACACUCCAGCAAGCAUCAGUCCGUCUGUCACACAUUGCCCUCUCACCCUGCCACUCCCUCCAGACACUCAGAGUCUCGUGGAGGGAGCAUUGGACACACCUACCACACCCUUCCCCACCCCUCUUCAUAUGGGACGGCCCACAGCGGCAGCCCAAUGUGGGGGCCCCUGGAGCCACCGAGUACCCCCAAACCCUGGAGCCUGAGCUGCCUUCGUCCUGCGCCUCCACUCCGGCCCUCGGCUGCUCUCUGCCAGAAGGAGGAUAUGAGCAAGAGUCCUAAGAACAUGAAGAAGCUGCUACCGAAGAGGAAGCCAGAGAGGAAACCUUCAGAAGAGGACUUCACUGUCAGAAAAAGUACAGCAGCUCUAGAGGAGGACGCUCAGAUACUGAAAGUGAUUGAGGCCUACUGUACCAGCGCCAAGACACGACAGACUCUCAACUCCACCUGGCAAGGGACUGACCUCAUGCAUAACCAUGUGCUCGCUGACACCAGCCUGACCGUCGCCGGUUUCCCCGGCAACCUGCCUUGUUCUGACCAGUCAGAGGACUCGGAUUAUGACAGUAUCUGGACUGCCACUAGUUACAGGACUGCCUCAUUUUCUCGCUCCAGCAGGAAGGAUGUACACAUGCUGUUCCCAGAGGAGGAAAAGAUCAUAGUGGAGGAAACCAGGAGCAAUGGACAAACUGUAGUGGAGGAGAGGAGUCUGGUGGACACUGUGUACAGUCUCAAAGAUGAGGUCCAGGAACUCAAGCAGGACAACAAGAGGAUUAAGAGGACGCUGGAGGAGGAGCAGCGAGCGAGGAAAGAGCUGGAGAGGAUCGUCAGGAGAGUUCUGAAGAACAUGAACGACCCAACCUGGGAUGAGACUAACCUCUGAGAUCAAUAUGUGGAGGAGACCAAUGUCUCUUCUCUUGAAUGACCAAAUGACUUUUGAACCUGUUGUUCAACCUGUGUGAACGGAGGCCACCAACACCCCAUCAUGUCUUCACCGUUUUCACUUGCUUCGACCUUCUCAGUGACCUGCGUACCAAUCUGUGGACCAAGAGAAAAUGCCUGCCAGCCAUCAGCAAAGCCAUCCCAACUGACCGUAAAGCUGUGAAGCCAAAUUAGCUGGUAGGCAUGACGACAUCUGUGCUCCUUUACUUUUUUUGCCUUCUUUGGAGCACUGUCAAACCAAUCGUUGUUUUUCAUUUACUUGUGUAUUUAUCUUCCAUUCCUGCUUAUGCUUAUUUGCAUAAACUUUCACCAUUGCAAGGACAGUAUUUUAUUGACUGGCUUGAUGCAUGAAUAAGAACGCUACAUAGGGUUAAUAUAUGUCAGCGAUAUCAGAGCUGUAUGUGAAAGUCCUCGUUGAAACUUGAAAACUUUUUCAUUAGCAGCAAAUUUUGUCAUCAAAUCAUAUUGUUAUAAAAGUCACCUUUAAAACUCUAUUUUAUGAUAAAUAUUAGUGACAGUCCAACAAACUAUAAAGUUGGUUUAUUUGUUAUAAUAAAAUACAAAGUGUGGGACACUCAGUUACAUUUUAAACUUAAAUUUACCAGCACUUGUUAGUGACCUCGUGUUUUACAGGAUGAAAUGAAAGUCAGUUGCAGAUUAUCAUUUUGUGACAGACCACCAUAUUAUUUUCUUGAUCCACUACAUUAUUUGAUAUAUGGAUAUGUAGAUUUCUGGCCAGUGAUGAUUUAGAUUUUUUGAAUAUUUUUUGUAUUUUAUUAAGCUUUAAACCCAGAUGAAUAAACUACAAGUGAGGUGGACCAGAGACAUGGAGAAAAUAUGAGAAACUAGUUGAUUUAUUUGUUGGUACUGUUUGGACUGUUCUUCCAUGUCUAUAUACAAGUAAUUGUUUGGAUGCUAAAGCUAAAGAUACAUUUACUUUUGAGAACAAUCUAAUUUAAUGAAUUGAAGGGUAAAUGAUAGUAUGUGAGAUCAAAAACAACACAAACAAAUGUGUAAAAAUGUGUAGUUACUAGGAAAUCAGUUAAAGGGACGCUAGAGGGAGAUUUUCCUCAGGAAUUAAUAUGACCAUCAGGGAGUCGAAGGUUUCAGCUCCACAUUAACUUUUAUUUAUAAUUUCAUAUUCUUGCAGAUUGACAUUCCAAGCUAUGUUUAAAUGUGUAGGAAACUUGAUUUAGAAUGAUGUAGUCAAACGUGAUGCACUGUAAAUGUGUAUAUGAAGCAGGGAGAGCGAGAGGCCAAUAAGCUUUUUAAACCUUAUACAUGUCUGCCCAAAGCUACAGCUGUAACAGUAAAAUAUGUGUCGAUAACAAACACAGUAUUGCUGCUAAAUCAAUUAUUUCAGAACAAAAUGUCUGGCAGCGCUGUAAGAGCUGCUGUGCAGUUUGUUUUGAAAUUCACACUGCCCACAAACCACCUUUUUCUUUGUCAUUUACAAAUAGGUUCUUUGAAGUUUCAGAGUUUAUAUAUGUUUAACUCUUUUUAAACUUGUGGACCUACUGUCACCACUUUUGCUUCAGCUUGACAUAGAUAAAAGAUUGUCAGAAGGACAAACAAUUAUUUAUUUAAAAAUUAGGCUGUUAUUGCUAGUUACAGCUGAAUUGCUUGGAAUUGAACCCAUGGCUGCUGCAGCAUGUACUCAGCCUUGGUACAUGGGGUGCUAGCUCCACCAGGCGAGCUACCAGGGCUCACCUACAAUGACUGUAUGAGGUGAGAUACAAUCAAAAACAUUAAAGGAGCUGUAAGCAAUAUUUGUUUUGUUAAAAAAAGCUCUACAUUCUAACAGCCAUCACUGAUGUAGAGAGUUCAGUCAGUAACAUGGGUCACCCAGUCCCUCCUUUCUGCAGUAAACAGAGAAUACAUUUUCUAGUGUCCUGUUCCCUCUUUAUCCAAUCAGGAGAUAACUGCUUACUGCACCUUUAAAUUAAUGUCAUCAUGUCUUGUUGCCAUACAUAGGAUGAUAUAUGCAUAAUGUAGUAUAAAAGUAAUAGAAACUCCUAAUGUAAAAGCCCAGAAUGAAGGAAAAUCUUAAAUGCAGCCCACUUAAUAAAUCAGCAAUGACUUAAACAUUAUCAUAAUAAUAAUGACACUAAAUAGCUUUUUGAGUUUAUAUUCAAAUUUUAAUACAAUAUUCACACCCGUCUUCUAGCAGCUGCGAGGUUUGCAGAGGAAAUGAGAGGCCAGAGUCCAGUUUUAAACUGACUGACAGAUACCAUCACUGAUCUUUAUUUAACUUCCGUCUUUUAGGAGCCAAACAAAAUAUACUGAGUCAGCUCGCUGCUCUUACUGCUUCAAGACCAAAGUCCAAGCAAUACAACAGUGGAAAAUGUUGAUGGGUUUUAUUAUGAUUUUUAUAAUGUCAAUAUGCAACUUACUGUAGAAUGUUUUCUUAUUUUUAUAUUUGUGAUUGUGUUUUUACUCUAAACAACUGGUUUUGAUUUGUAACACUUAUUUUUACUUGACCUGGUUGAUCACACUGAAGCUGAUUUGUACAGAAAAGCAGCAUAUUUCUCAUGAGCGUCAGAAGACGUGCCUUGGGGAGAAGUAUAUUUCCUUUAUGCUAAAGUUAUUAAGCAUAAAAACUUCAGCCACAAGUGAAAUAUUACUGAAAUGAAACCACACUAAUGUAAGCCAUGUAAAACAGUAUGUCAAUUAUUGACUCUAACUUAUGUAUUUAACUGAAAGUGACUGAUGUAAAUGUAAUGUGUGUUCCAAUGUUAAGGUGAUGAAGGUGAUUACAGUAGUAAGAAUCAUCCCCCCUCUAUUUAUUUCACCCGUCUGUCUGUGAAUAAAAUGUUGAAUCAAA